AUGAAAUGUGAAUUCAUUUAAGCGUAAUCUUAAUAGAUUUACUAAAAAAUUGCUACUAUUAUGAAACCUACUUGUGAUGUUUAAAAUUAUGUCAAAACAUUAAUACUUUUAGGAACAAAUUAAGUAGAUGAUGAUUGGUUAUCUUGUAAAAAACGUUUUGAAUUUGCAAUCAAUAGAAUUCUUCUAGGUAAUACAGAUUAGAAUAAUUAUCUUUUUUGUGAGAAAAUACUUUUAAAACCUUUCAAUAAAUAAACUCAAUUAGGAAGAGAUUUACAUUCAUUAUUAAAUAAUUGUUUGAACUUUUGUAAAGGAGAAAACAAAUGUAAAAGAAGUAAAAGUGGGUUAACAACAGCAAAAGUAUGUGAUAAUACUUAAUUAAAUAAUUCUACAAAAAUAGGAGCAUUAGUAAAGUCUUUCAAAGAAGAAUAUUAUAAAAUGAUAGAUACAAGACCUUCACUUAAAAGCAGAAUGGCAGAAGAAAGAGCAAAUAGACAUAUAGAAUAAAUUAAAGAAAAAAUAAAAAGAACUAAUAAAACAAGUUACUUUAUAUCUCCAAGAAGAGAAUAAUAAGAGAAAGCUAAAAGUUUAAAUAAAUGA
Messenger RNA from Paramecium sonneborni, 597 nucleotides. The record is from the annotation of a GenBank genome assembly. NCBI's taxonomy places the organism in Eukaryota, Ciliophora, Oligohymenophorea, Peniculida, Parameciidae.